CACCACCACCACCACCACUACCAACACCAGCACCGUCGUUUGACAUGAGGAUGCCUCGUGCUCGACCCGCCAGGCGUGCGGCGGCGAGGCCUCCUUUCUUCGCCGCAAGUGUCUGUCCAGACGGGCGUCCCGCAACUCUUGUCACACGGCGCCUCCCACCGCUGCGAUUGGACCAUUCCACGAAACCUGCCCCGAGCUCUCGCCCACACGUGAAUUGGGGAUUUGCCAAUUGGCAUGGCCAGCAGUGGCUGCUGUCGCGGCUGGCCAAAGACGAUGGCUUGACGAGAAGCGUGCCCUGGUUUGAUGAGCGGGCCUACACGAGCCAACCACGGCAGGACGCCCGCCAAUCCCUUCUGGACCCAGAGAUCUUCGGCUAGACCAGAAGAGACUCCCCUGGCCCCGGAGCAACAAGAAUAGCUGGACGUGCCUGGUGCCUGGUGCCUGGCGCAUGCUGCGUGCGGUCCUGCUAGCGCUGCUGCUGCGACACUUCGCAGUGCCGCGCUACUACUGCGACGACGACGACGACUACUCCAAGCUAGACCGAGCUUUUCGCCGGACAUCCGGCAUGGGGCGUUGUACACGCCCCUCCCAUCCCCCUUCCCGCCUGUGCCUUCUAAGCAGCGCUAGCACUGGCCCGGCCUUCAUCUGCGCUAGUCGUAUUCCUCAUUUAGAUUCACUCCUGGAAUGGCGCCCAUGGCUUUGGCCCUCCCUUUUAAUGCGCCCUCCGUCGUUCGUCGCUGUUCUACGGCCUCUCUUGCAUUCUUCCACUUCGUCUUUCACCUCUGGUCAAGCCCCGUGGUUCACUCUUUUCUUAUGGUCCAACUACUGUAUCGCUUUUCGUAAGAUACAGGCGCUCGCUCAGCAAACACACAUAGUACACUUUCCUUAAUUGCUCCGUUUUCAAUCUUCCUCUCGUUAUGCGUUCCGCCCUCUUCGCUGCUGCGGCAGCCCUGAUGGGCUCGGCCUUCGCCGCCCGCGACACCAUCUCGGUCACGGGUGCGACGACGGACGGCUUGGUCGGCGUCCGUCGCGAACUCACCGAGCUGGCCACGGACACCGACGCCUUCAACCUCUACCUCCUGGCCAUGAACCGCUACAUGAAUGCCGACACUAGCGACGUGCUCUCCUUCUACCAGGUUUCUGGCGUUCACGGCGUUCCUUGCCAGCCGUGGUCUGGAGUUCAAGGAAACCAGGCCGCCAUCAGCCAGGGCGGUUGCGGCUACUGCACGCACUCGUCGACUCUGUUCCCCGCCUGGCACAGAGCUUACGUUGCCGCGUACGAACAGGGCUUCUACGAGCAAGUCCAAGGCGUCAUCAGCGACUUCGCCAGCAACCCUACGCAGCAGGCUAUCUUCCAGAAGGCCGCCAGCGGUCUUCGCAUUGCUUACUGGGACUGGGCCGCGGCUGCGUCUGGCAAGACCGUUCCUUCUAUCCUCAUUCAACCCAAGGUCACCGUUCCGUCCCCGAGCGGCGGCAGCCAGACCAUCGACAACCCCUUCUAUCAGUACAAGUUCCAAAUCCUUACCCAGGCCUCGACUGGUGGCGCGCCAUGGAUCAACUGGCCAGAUACCGUUCGUUGCCCCGACAGCUCUACCUCGGGCAGCGAUCUCAACACCAUGGUCAACAACAUUCAGUCUGCAUUCACCAACAUCCAGGCCCUCACGUACAAGAUGCUUCUUAACUGCGCUCAGUGGGAGGAGAUGGCUGACGACAGCGCCGCCACGAGCAGCGAAGGCUGCUCGGCCGGUCUCGAGAGUAUUCACGACCAGGUCCACAUGAACAUUGGUGGCAAUGGCCACAUGGGUGACCUCGGCCACGCCGGCUUCGACCCAGCAUUCUGGCUUCAUCACGCCAACGUUGACCGUCUGCUCGCGCUCUGGCAGAUCGCUCAGGACAAGACAUGGUUCUCGCCUGGCUUGAGCGGUGUCGCUACCUACACCACCCCCGCAAACGAACAAGUCGACGGCACAUCCCCUCUUACUCCUUUCUACAAGGAUGCUAGCUCGCAGACCUUCUGGACUCCUAACGAGGUGGAGGACUGGACCACGUUCGGCUACACCUAUCCCGAGGUCAUGAACGGUCUCUCAACCGACAAGAGCUCCGUUAUUUCGGCCAUCAACUCGCUCUAUGGUACACAGACCAUCCCGCCAGUCAACUCGGGCUCCUCGUCUUCGUCCUCGUCCAGCUCGGCCAUUCCAAGCGCGACGCCUUCCUCUCCCUCCAAGCUCACCAACUCCAGCAUCAGCAGCACCCCCGCCUCCGCGGCCGCGUCCUCGAAGCCAUCAUCCGGCAGCUCGAGCGGCUCGACGAGCCUCACCCCUCUGCCGAGCAACCUUCCCUCGCUUCUCACCCCGUCUGGUCGUACCUUCGAUUGGUCCUGCAGCAUCGUCGCCGAGCGCAUGGGUCUUGGCUGCUCUUUCUUCGUCUACAUCUUCUUCGGCGACGUUCCUGCGGACAGCUCUACUUGGGGCUCUGCUUCCAACCUGGUCGGCUCGCACGGCUUCUUCGCAUCGACAACGAUGACCGCUACCUCCGGAUGGCUCAGCUCCGGCUCUGUGGCUCUGACGCCAGCGCUCGUUGAGCAGAUUGCCGUCGGAAAGCUCAAGAGCCUUGACGCCUCCGUCGUCGAGCCAUUCCUCCACCAGAAGCUCAACUGGGCCGUCAAGAAGGUCAACGGCGAGGUCGUUGACGCUAGCUCUGUCCCUGGCCUUGAGAUCACCGUUGUGCUUACCAAGCUCGUUCCACCUGCGAGCAGCAACAGUGCCCCAACCUGGGAGGUUCCUCAGUCUUUCACCAAUGUCACAUCAGGCCUGUCUGGUGGCUAUUCUGGCUGGACCUACAACUCUGGCUACAGCUCUGGUUCGAGCUCCGGCUCGAUGUCCGGCUCAUCGAGCUCCCCAGACACUGGUUCGUGCAUUCCUCAAGUCAAGUACGUGUACGAGUAUGUCUACGUGUAAAGACACCUUUCCCACGCUGCAAAUUCGUUGGGACGCAAUGGAGAGUUGUAAUGUGUAAGCAUAAUCUUGUCAAAUUCUCGAGCCAAGGCACAACAAAACCGAUGAAUCCAAUUUCUUCGUUUCUUCACGUAUUUUCAUUUCUUAGGGGACGACUCCUUCAUUCCGUUCGCUUGCAUAAUGCGACAGAGAAGCCGCGUUUGAAUAUUAAGCAUUGUCCACGCUCGACUAAAUCUGCAACGAAGACAUGUUUUACGUUCAUUCUCUCUUCGUCCCUUUUAUUAGAGCUUUGUAGAGAUGAGUGUUUCUUAUCGUUGAAAUUGACUCGAUGCUACGGCUCUUCGCGUCCAAGUUUCCAUCCACAUCUUGGACGACCCAGAGAAUCGCCUUCACGCCGCUCUCCCACAAACCCGUUGCAAUGCAGAUUUGUUGACCUCGUAGAUGUUCUCUUUUGAUCGUAGACUUCACCCGCCAGUGGUAUAAAAGGUUUCACGAGCAACGAGAGGCGUCAUCACGACAGCAAGGGACUGGCCAUUGGGUCAGCUACAUCGUCUUCCGUCACGCAAUGAACCACGGUGUUGUUUCUUGGAGCUUUCUCAGCAGCUACGAUCAUGCUAAGAAUCUCGUAUACGCACGAUCGAUAGCGAAAGCAGACUUAAACGUGGAUCGCGACCGUAACGUCUGUGUAAAACUCUUGACCUGCAUAAUUCAACGAACGAGGUUCCCCUUCUGCGCAUCCUUCAGCAACGCAUACUGUGCAGUUUGGCAUCCGAAAGCCAGCCAAAGUCAUUCUUCGUCUCAGCGUACACGGAACCGCUCUCGUGAACUUGGGUCGCCGACCGUCCAAGAACAUGCUCGGCAUCGUAUCGUCGAUUUCAGAUAUUCGCCCGCAUCCGUCAUGGCCGGAUAUUCGACCUGAAACCGAUGUUUUUCACAGGGAGAUGAUGUGCUCUGAGCCUGGACUUGUCUACGGCGGGUGGGAAAAGCGGUCAGUAGGCUGCUUGUCAAAUCCAGCCUUGCCUGGUGCGGGGUGCCGCGAACGUCAGGUCGUGUGUAGCGGCGGUUUGAAUCCUGUGCAGAGUCGAGAUCCCUAACCAAGUCGCCUUCCGCGAAGCCGUUUUGGAGCAUGGGAACGACGCCAUUUGUGCGGGCGAUCAAACGGGUCCAGAGCAACGCGGCGGAAUCGGGGUCUCAACCCGGAUCGUGUGCGUGUGGGUGUUCUGUUCGGUAAGGCCAUGGUCGAAUUUUGUACUGGAUACGGCUC
Messenger RNA from Verruconis gallopava, 4218 nucleotides. RefSeq lists its product as uncharacterized. Gene Ontology annotation, molecular function: oxidoreductase activity. The record is from RefSeq and is a predicted model, not a curated record. The transcript has a single exon. NCBI's taxonomy places the organism in Eukaryota, Fungi, Ascomycota, Dothideomycetes, Venturiales, Sympoventuriaceae. Bases 918 to 2957 code for a protein of 679 amino acids.